GUGGAAGAUAAGCUGUCAGUGCUGCGGAACAAACAAACCAUAACACAACGUUACUGGAAAGAGGUUCUUUGAGCAGUGGAUUUCUUCUGAUUAGUAAAGGCAGUGAUACCACGAGGUAGUCACAUGAGUGAAAAGGAUGAGGCAUAAACAACAAAGGGGCAGCUUGAGGAGAGAUCCGCUGCACAGUGUCUGACACCAGGAAGGGGUCUGCUGCUUGUAAAGGCCCUGCACAAGCAGCCCCCUGUGUCCCCCUUAACUGAACAUAUGCAAUGAACAGUACUACUCAGCCCCCUGCCAUCAUAGAUGGGGAUGUGGCCGUCAGCUAUGUGUUGGUGCCAUUUCUCCUCAUCACCAUCGCAGGAAUAGCUGCAGCUGUGGUCAUGUAUAUACGUAAGAAAAGAAGAAUUGACAGACUCCGUCAUCAGCUGUUACCAGUUUACACAUAUGAUCCAUCAGAAGAGCUGAAUGAAGCUGAACAAGAAAUGUUGUGGAGAGAAGAAGACACAAGGGUUGUACAAGGUUGGGCCAGAAGUUAUCAACAGCGUCGCCCUCUUCUGACCAAAGAUGUCAAUGCAUGAUGGUAAUAAAACCAUAACAUACAGUAGAACAUUGAGAGUGGAGACGACCUUUAGCUGCAGACAUCAGUCACGUUUGAUGAGUUGUUUUUUUGUUUUUUUUUUGCUGCCAUCUUCUGUUAUCUCUGAGUACAUCAGCAACAGUCAGCAUUUUUGUUUUUCCUGUGCAAUGUAUGGACUCAGUGGCUGUUCAUUUGUGAGGUUCUGAUGCCAAUCCUGUGUGCCUAAACUUAUUUAUUGGAAAUUAUUUAUUCAGACAUUUUUUUUAUUGUGGUAUUCAGUGACACAUCUCACUUAAGAAAGGUGGAACCUUUCUAAAGAUACAGGCUCCUGUAGGUUUACUUUGUUUACAUUAUAUAAUGUUGAUGUGGGCAACAUGCGGCAAGCAGUUAUGUUCCUGUGGGUUGCAGUGGGCAUUCACACCGACUAUGAUUUAGGGGCUGUGUUCAAGAUGUGGUAUGAGUAUAAAUGCUGUGCACUAGAUAAAAAUCAUUACGCCUGCUGUGAGAAGGUUAGUGAACUAGAUCGCUUGUUGUGUGGAGGGUAUUUGCAGUGCAUUACAACAUAAUACAUAUACAAAAUAAGUCUUCUUUGAUUAAGUACUGUUUGAAAAGAAUGAAAAUAAGCUGUCAGGAUUAGGUUGGGUUUGGUGAACUUUAUUUCAGUUUCAAAUUGACUCAAAAGAAUGAACACGCCCUCUUUGGUUUUAAUUUGUUCAGAAUUUAAGUAGCUGCUACACAAUCCGGAUCUUUUUGUGGUUUAGCCAAAUCCUAUGACUCCUAUCAAUGGUAUGAAAAGCCAGAUAUGGAAGUAAAUAAUACCAACAUCCUCUCAUCCCCAAAAUGAGCUGUGACUAGUGCCCUAAAUAUGUCCUGUCUGCAAGGCAUGGCACCAGCACAAACUUACCUCCAGCUGAAGAAUCUAUUCAGAUGAAUGCCAGAGGUCUGACUGUAUCAAGCACUGGACAAACUUCUUCUUUUUUUUUGUGUGUUAAUGAAUUGAAUCCUUUCCUGACCGUUAUUUGCCUUUUGCAUUUGUGAAUGUAAACUACAUACACUAUAACUGUUAAACUGUCCUUGAAGGUGGACACAAGUUUAACAAGUCAUAUAUUGUAGUGGUUGAGUAUAGAAAUGUCUCUGACAGCUAAUACUCAAACUUUUGACAUUAUCAGGUAUGACAUAUAGAGGUGCUUCAGAGUGAGUGUAAGCUUUUACAUACAAGUUGUUUUCAGUGGUCAGCGAGGACCUUGAAACAUCUUUAUCCCCAUGCACAUGCUGGGCUCCACCAGUCAUCUUUACAUCUCACUUUUCAUUUUCUAUGCAUUGUGAGGCUUUUACAUUUUUAUUGUGUGAACAUGAUGGAUUUGCACUGGUCAAACCUAGUGAACUCUUCAUAGAAGGCUCUGAUUUCAGGUUGAACUUGAAAAGUCAAAGAAUCACUGAAGGAAAUUUUAAAUGUGAAUUUGGCAGCACUGUUAUGAAUUUCAUCUUUCAGACUGUUGUACUAUUGUUGCUUUGAGAGAUAAUUGAGAAGGCUAUUGAUUCAAAUA
Scomber japonicus (chub mackerel) is the source of this 2124-nucleotide messenger RNA. RefSeq names its product small integral membrane protein 29 (gene smim29). Bases 270 to 578 code for a protein of 102 amino acids. NCBI's taxonomy places the organism in Eukaryota, Metazoa, Chordata, Actinopteri, Scombriformes, Scombridae. The transcript is spliced from 5 exons. The record is from RefSeq and is a predicted model, not a curated record.